AUGUUCUCAGGUUGGUGCUUCACAUCCAACAGUGCGUGGCAUAAGGGAGGACGAAUUAUAAUUGCUUGGAACCCUUUGAGAUUCAAUGUAAGUAUACUAAGUUGUUCAAACCAGUUUAUUGAUUUGUCUGUUACUACUGUGGACAAUAAGCAUAGUUUUUUCGCCACUUUUGUAUAUGGAUUUAAUGAUGAGGAGGGGAGGAAAAGCUUGUGGAAAGGAUUACAGGAUUUGGCUAGAAUGGACCCAUGGGUUGUGCUUGGGGACUUUAAUGACAUCUUGAACAGGGAUGAAAGAAUUGGGGAUAGAGCAAGACACAACUUGAAUAAUGAGUUCAUUAAUUGUGUUUAUGGCUGUCAGUUGGAAGAUGUUAAAUACAGUGGGAACUUCUAUACUUGGAGUAAUAAACAGCAGGGAUCAGAUAAAAUCUACUCCAAGAUUGAUAGAGUUAUGGCGAAUCAAGCUUGGAUGGACAAAUUUACAAAUGCUGAAGCUAUUUUCCUUAAUGAAGGCAUAUUUGAUCAUACUCCAGCAGUUCUUAUAGUGCAUUCUGACAUUCCUAAUGGAAAGAAACCAUUCAAGUAUUUUAGAAUGUGGUCUUCUCAUCCUCAAUACCAUCAAGAAGUGUGUAGGGGGUGGCAUCAAAUGGUUAAAGGGACUAAAAUGUACCAAGUUGUGUCUAAACUUAAGAAUCUUAAGUCCAUCUUUAAAGAGCUGAACAAGAGGGGUUUUUCAGAGAUUCAUAUGGCUUAUGUGCAAGCUAAAGAGAAGUUGAGUGAUUGUCAGAAUAAAAUGCAUCGAGACCCUUUGAAUGUGGUUCUACAGUGUCAAGAAUUGGAAGCCAGAAAACAUUAUGCAGAGGUACAGAAAAACUACAACUCAUAUUUGUCUCAAAAAGCUAAGGUUACUUGGGUCAAAGAAGGUGACGAAAACUCUGCAUUUUUUCAUUCUAGUAUCAAAGAAAGAAGGUGCCAAAAUAUGAUAUAUUAUAUUAUCAAUGCAGGGAUUAGGGUGGAGAAUCCUGAUGAGGUUACUGAAGCUUUUUUCUCCUAUUAUCAGACCUUGCUGGGUACUCAAAUGGACAAUAGGCAUCAAGUUAAAAACUCAGUUAUGGCUCACGGACCUGUGCUAUCUAGGCAACAGGUAGGUUUUCUUUCAGCUGAGUUUACUAAGGAAGACAUUAAAGCUGCUGUGUUUAGCAUCCCUGGUAUGAAAGCUCCAGGACCUGAUGGUUAUUGCAGCUACUUCUUUCAAGACAAUUGGGAGUUAGUUGGUGACGAGAUAAGUGAAGCUAUAUUAUCAUUCCUACAUACAGGGCAGCUGUUAAAAGAGAUUAAUUCUACAGUGAUUACCGUCCUAUAUCUUGCUGCAAUGCUCUAUACAAAGUGGCUACAAAAUUGA
Humulus lupulus (European hop) is the source of this 1398-nucleotide messenger RNA. RefSeq lists its product as uncharacterized. NCBI's taxonomy places the organism in Eukaryota, Viridiplantae, Streptophyta, Magnoliopsida, Rosales, Cannabaceae. The transcript has a single exon. The coding region runs from base 1 to 1398 and encodes 465 amino acids. The record is from RefSeq and is a predicted model, not a curated record.